Messenger RNA from Phaeoacremonium minimum UCRPA7, 321 nucleotides. RefSeq lists its product as hypothetical. The transcript has 3 exons. The record is from RefSeq and is a predicted model, not a curated record. Bases 1 to 321 code for a protein of 106 amino acids. Lineage: Eukaryota; Fungi; Ascomycota; Sordariomycetes; Togniniales; Togniniaceae.
AUGGCUAGCCUAAUUCUGAGCAGAUCCGUCCGCAGCAUAUUGCGUAUGAAGCGCAUUCACGGCAAUAAGCGAGUUUACGUCGGCCUUGAGAUCGUCACGCCGGCCUACAUUUACUACGGUGCUCGUCACCAUCUCGCUGCCAUCACAUUUGGACCCAUUCAGGGCUUGAUUGCAAUUCCGCCAAACACGACGGGCAAGACAGGGCAAUUAAGAGAGCCUCUACAGGAGAUGGACGGCCCAGUCGCCUCCCUCGCCCACUCGUUCACUCGCUUGUCUGGCAGUCUGGUCACCACCCUCUUCCUGUCUGGGACGCUACUGUAG